AUGGCAUUCAAGGCACCCUGGAAGACCAAUCGAAGAAAGCUGGACAUCACACCCCUGCUGGUGACGAACCAGUGUCCCGAGCCCAUCUGGCCUGGUAUUGGAACGCAGUCUGGCACAGGUCCAGGUGAGACUGGCUUCAAGCUUGAACCCGGGGAGACGAAGAACCAGACUGUAUCAGAGGACUGGCAGGGUCGCGUAUGGGGCAGAACGAACUGUACCUUCAACGAAGAUGGCACUGCUGCCGCAUCGGGCCGUGGAAAGGCUUGCACAUCCGGCGACUGCAAUGGCGCCUUGAACUGUCAAGUCGGAGGAGACGUACCCGUUUCGCUUGCCGAGUUCACAUUGGACGCUGGCGAUGGCAACACAUACUACGAUAUUUCGCUUGUCGAUGGUUACAAUGUCCCCAUGGCAAUUGUCCUCCAGCCGCUCGACAAUGUCACGCUCGACGACAUCCCUCCAAACCUCACCAACCCGUCAUGCCAAGGCACAGAUGGGCUCCUCGCUGCCCAAGGUUACAACCCGUACCCAGAAUUCCCCAACUUCCUCCACACGAACACAUCAUACCCGCUGUCCUUCGACCAGGACGUAGACGAGAAUAAGAUCUCCAAGUGGUGUCCGUGGGAUCUACAGCAAAGCCCUCCCGAGAAGCCCGGCGACGGCGUAUAUCCAUACCCUGACGACAACAUCCAACGGCCGCAAUUCAAUCCAUGCUUCUCCGCAUGCGCGAAGAACAACCAGCCCAAAGACUGCUGUACAGGCAAAUACAACUCCCCGAAUAAAUGCGAACCGAGCGAAUAUUCCAAGAACGUGAAGGCAGUCUGCCCAGAUGCUUACAGCUAUGCAUUCGACGACCAAUUCUCCACCUUCAUUAUUCCCUCUGGCGCCGGCUUUGAGGUCGUAUUUUGUCCUGGUGCGCGUUCCACAACCAUCCUUGCGACAAGUCGAGAUAAGAUGUUGGCGUUGGCGCAGAGUGGGAGAGUGGAGAGACAGGCUACGAUGAUGAUGAGCGAGGCCAUGAGUGACGAGGUUAAAAGAAGCGCUACAUCGAAGACAUCCCGGCUGGAUGGUAGCACGCUCGGGUUUGCCCUCGUUGCGAUGGCUGUAGCUUCGGUAAGACACCUUUGGUAG
Alternaria rosae is the source of this 1128-nucleotide messenger RNA. RefSeq names its product thaumatin family-domain-containing protein. The transcript has 3 exons. Gene Ontology annotation, cellular component: extracellular region. Gene Ontology annotation, biological process: defense response. The coding region runs from base 1 to 1128 and encodes 375 amino acids. NCBI's taxonomy places the organism in Eukaryota, Fungi, Ascomycota, Dothideomycetes, Pleosporales, Pleosporaceae. The record is from RefSeq and is a predicted model, not a curated record.